This is a messenger RNA of Epinephelus lanceolatus (giant grouper), 1676 nucleotides long. RefSeq names its product ubiquitin-conjugating enzyme E2 L3. NCBI's taxonomy places the organism in Eukaryota, Metazoa, Chordata, Actinopteri, Perciformes, Serranidae. The record is from RefSeq and is a predicted model, not a curated record.
CUCCGGACCUCAGGUGAGAGCCAGUGACAACUCAACCCAAAGAAGUGGAGCAGGAACGGAAAGAAACAGGAAGAAGGAGAAGAAGACACCAUCGGUCCCACAAUGUCUAUGACCAAGAGACUAUUCAAGGAGCUUGAAGAAAUCCGAAAAAAUGCGGCGAAGUACUUUCGCAAUAUUCAAGUGGAUGAAUCGAAUGUUUUGAGCUGGCAAGGGCUCCUCGUUCCUGAUUGUGCUCCAUAUGACAAAGGAGCAUUUCGGAUUGAAAUCAUCUUCCCCGCGGAGUACCCCUUCAAGCCACCUAAGGUCACCUUCAAGACAAAAAUCUACCACCCCAACGUUGACGAGAAGGGUCAGGUGUGCCUGCCGGUCAUCAGCGUGGAGCACUGGAAGCCAGCGACAAAAACUGAAACUGUGAUUAGCAACCUCGUUAGUCUGGUGAACACCCCUCAACCGGAGCACCCGCUGCGGGCCGACCUGGCCGAGGAGUACAGCAAAGACCGCGCCAAAUUCAUGAAGAACGCCGAGGAGUUUACAAAGAAACACAGUGAAAAGCGGCCCGUCGACUGACGGCGUUGACACCGGCCUCCUUUCUGUUUCCCGUUCCAAGUGCCCGCCCUGACUCUCUGUUCUUACCCCCCAAAACUACACAGAGACGCCCUGUUCUGCAUAUCUGCUUGUUUUUAGCACUCCCCAACCACUCCUUAAUGAUGAUAGGGGCUUGUGUUUCUGUUUCACUUUGCCAAAAUCAAAAAAGAAAAGCAGGACUUUUUGGUGAAUAGGCAGGCUCCGGCCUCUAGGUGUCGCCUUUUGGUUCUUUUAUGUUCUUUCUACUGAUUUCUUUUUAGAAAAAACAAAACAGAAAAUAGUCUGAGGUGGUGUCCUAGAAAGUUACAAAGUCAGAAACAAUAUAAAGUGCUGUUCUGCUUACUUAAAUGUUGAAUGUUUUUUUCAGAUUAAUCAUUAGCUCCUGCCGACCUGUUUAGAUAUUUUUUUUAAAGCUUUUUUGUUUUCCAAGCGUUAACAAAAUGCACAGAUAAUCUAAAGCUGUUGUUUAUAUCUGUCGUCUUUAUUUCUCUUUUCUUUUCCCUUAUGAUACACUGUAUUUUGUGAGAUCACCUGGAAAUUAAAGUUUGUUACUGAAAUGCAGAAUUCCACUUGUAAACUCGGAGAUUUGUGAAAAUGCAACUACAUUGUACAUGUUUUUGUAUUUUGGGAUGUUGUGAGGAAAAAGUCUCAUAAUUAAAAGCUCUUCCACCUCUGCUGGCCUCCCAGGAACGUGCAUAGUGUCAGUGAGCAUCGUUGUUUUUCAGAAACAGUCCCACGGUUUAUUUUUUUAUUUUAACACGUUCUGCCAAAGUGGCUUUAAACCCACAAGCUGCUCAGCUGCUCUCUGUUUGACUCUGUCACCCCCUCCUGCUUGUCUCUCUCAUCACAACACUGACAACAUUUUCACAAUGAGAACAAGCUCUACAAAGCACUGAUUGAUUCAAGCAUUAAAAUAUAGUUUCCAACCUGCAGUGUGGCUGUGAUCAGCUUCUCUCCAUCUUAAACACGCUGUAAUUAGGAUCUUAACAUUCUCUGAUAGCUGACGGAGCACACCAGCCGACUGAGGGUGAUAUCUGCAGGUGGAGGGCAGAGGGUCACUAUUGAAUAAAGAUCUGCGAUGGAUGCUUAAA